This is a messenger RNA of Olea europaea var. sylvestris, 1783 nucleotides long. Its product is annotated as protein GRAVITROPIC IN THE LIGHT 1. The record is from RefSeq and is a predicted model, not a curated record. Bases 339 to 1607 code for a protein of 422 amino acids. The transcript is spliced from 4 exons. Gene Ontology annotation, biological process: response to red or far red light; negative gravitropism. NCBI's taxonomy places the organism in Eukaryota, Viridiplantae, Streptophyta, Magnoliopsida, Lamiales, Oleaceae.
UCUUUAAAAUUGUCAGAAAACAAUAUCAAAUUUCAAAAGUUACCCCAAAUCUCUCCGUCUCUCUCUAAGCGUCCAUUUCAGGCGAUUUUUCGGCGAGAUCUACGACCAGGUUGGAAUUAUUAUGCUUUCUGGAUUCAUACACAUUAGUUACCUGAAGGACAUGAAAAUCUACUAGCUUUGAUUUGAUUGGAUUACAACUGCUGGUAAAGAGUGGAUCUGGAGGAGAUUUCCUUGGUGGAUUCCACAAAGCAUGUUGAUUUGAUUUUGCAGGAUUUGCUGCAGUAAUUCCUCUGGGGCCAAAAAUAUCUUGGUGAAUUUCCUUCUAAUUGCAAGUAGAUAUGCAACAGACUGGCGUGAAGGAUACCCAGCUCCGAGACAGCAAUAACCAAAAGGUCCACCCCCAACCCAUGGAAGAAGCUGCAAAUCAGAAUCCGGAAGCUAUGGAAGCGCUAGUAUCUAAGAUUUUUACCAAUAUCUCGUCCCUGAAGUCUGCCUACAUUCAACUUCAAUCUGCUCAUACUCCUUACGACCCAGACAAGAUUCAAGCUGCCGAUAAACUUGUGAUUUCCGAGCUGAAGAAUCUCUCAGAACUCAAGCAUUUCUACCGAGAGCAUAACCCCAAACCUGUGUGCGUUUCUCCACAGGACUCUCGCUUAGCUGCUGAGAUUCAGGAACAGCAGAGCUUGUUGAAGACUUAUGAGGUCAUGGUGAAAAAAUUCCAGUCUGAAAUUCAGAAUAAAGACUCCGAGAUUGUUCAACUGCACCAGAAAAUCCAAGAGGCAAGUCAGAAGCGGGUAAAACUGGAGAAGAACCUCAAGCUUAGGGGCAUGUCAACCAAAGAAUUUAAAGAUGGUGUCGAUGAAGAUGGGAUAUUUUCUUUGGACUUAUCCCCUGAUCUUUUCAAGUCAGCAGUGGAAGCUGCUUAUAAAUCCAUUCAUGAUUUUUCCAAGCCAUUAAUCAACAUGAUGAAAGCAGCUGGGUGGGAUCUUGAUGCGGCGGCAAACUCCAUAGAGCCGGACAUUGUUUAUGCAAAGAGAGCUCACAAGAAAUAUGCCUUUGAAUCCCAUAUUUGCCAAAGAAUGUUCUUGGGGUUUCAGGAUGAAAGCUUCUCCGUGAAAUCGGAAAAUCCAUCAGGCACCAAAGAAAGUGUAUUCCACCAAUAUCUCGCCUUAAGAGAAAUGGAUCCACUAGAUGCCGUAGGGCAGAGUCCAGAUUCCAUUUUUGAGAAAUUUUGCCGGAGCAAAUACGUAGUUGUCGUUCACCCAAAGAUGGAGGCUUCGUUUUUUGGAAACCUAGAUCAGCGGAACUAUGUGAUGGGAGGUGGUCAUCCGAGGACAGCUUUUUACCAGGCUUUUCUAAAACUGGCAAAGUCAAUUUGGCUUUUGCACAGGUUGGCACAUUCUUUUGAUCCCUCAGUUAAGAUUUUCCAGGUCAAGCGAGGCGCUGAGUUCUCGGAAGUUUAUAUGGAAAGUGUUGAGAAAAAUUGUGUCAUUGAAGAUAGCGAUCAGAAGCCUAAAGUGGGUCUAAUGGUUAUGCCGGGUUUCUGGAUUGGCGGUAGUGUGAUCCAGUCCCAAGUCUAUCUUACGGGCAUGAAGAUGGCAGAAUGACUUGCUCUCUCGGAUGGAAGUUCGUCAAACAUGUACGCAUGUGUGUGGUUUUAUGACAAUUUGAUACCUUGUCUGACUGUAUUGUUCCACGCUUGUAGUAGUUUAUUAUUUGUUGUUGCGUACUCGUCGUUUGAUAUGGAAUAUGCUGCCAUUUAUUUCAGAUCUCCUCCUCCAUA